CACGUUAGCUGCUCACCGGUCGGGGUUGCCCUCACGGAAGGGUUGAUAUAAAGAUAAACCGAUGACUGUUGAAAUAAUACUGAAUAUAUCUUGUCAUCGAAGCAAAGGAUUGCAUAUGAGCAAGAUGUGCGUUUAUUUCAACCAGGAAUCAAUGAAUCAACUUCAGAGGGAGCUUGGAUUUAUUUCCACAUGCCAUUCUAUAGAAACUAUGCCCCAAUAUUGCCCUAUGACUUGGACCUGUCGCGAGACAGAUUGCAAUCAAACAAAUUUGGCGGACAAAUCAGUAUGCCAAAACCCGAAAUGUCAACAUAAAAAAUGCGCAAAAUGCACGGCGAAAGAGACUUCGAUAGAGGUUCAACUUCUAUUAAUACACAAUUGUUAUGCUAUAAGAUCCUCACUAACUGAAUCUUGGUUCUGUUGUGUCUGUUAUCAGGCUAACCCUGUAUUAUAUAACGAUCGAGAUGUCUGUCCAAAUUGUUCACACGUCAGGUGUAGCCUCUGCAGUUUGGUCAUAAAUGAACUUCAUUUGCAUCAACAAUCAACGGAAUCUUAUCAAUGGGCACUAUUGUUCUCCCUAUAAUCACGUCUUGAUAAUAAAGGUUGAUGUUAUAAGGCAAGAGGCUUCUCGUGAGGCUGAGGAGGGGACAAAGGUUUUGUCAAAUUCAUGCGUAGUACGUCGUGUGGCCGUUAUGUACAAUUUCUUAAAGCAUCCGUAUUUAAGGAAUUUAUUCAGCUUUACAUAGAUUGUUGUA
Messenger RNA from Aaosphaeria arxii CBS 175.79, 752 nucleotides. RefSeq lists its product as uncharacterized. Lineage: Eukaryota; Fungi; Ascomycota; Dothideomycetes; Pleosporales. The transcript has 3 exons. The record is from RefSeq and is a predicted model, not a curated record. The coding region runs from base 62 to 580 and encodes 172 amino acids.